Messenger RNA from Onychostoma macrolepis, 2032 nucleotides. Its product is annotated as FYVE, RhoGEF and PH domain-containing protein 3-like. The record is from RefSeq and is a predicted model, not a curated record. Lineage: Eukaryota; Metazoa; Chordata; Actinopteri; Cypriniformes; Cyprinidae. The transcript has 7 exons. Gene Ontology annotation, molecular function: metal ion binding. The coding region runs from base 96 to 611 and encodes 171 amino acids. Gene Ontology annotation, biological process: filopodium assembly; cytoskeleton organization. Gene Ontology annotation, cellular component: cytoplasm.
AAAAGCAUGCAGUGUUCACAAUGUAGCUUAAAUUUAAUCGUAAAAUACUCGUGUAUGAGCUCUUACGCAUCGGGUGCUGAGUCUGAUGGGUGUUCAUGUGUGUGAUUGACAGGACGGCGGAGGAGAAGGACGACUGGAUAAAAGUGAUCCUGGCGACGAUUGAGAAGCACAAGCAGAACAGCGAGACGUUCAAAGCUUUCAGUGUCUCCUGCAGCCGUGAUGAGGAGCACACGCCUGACACGCCGGGCCUGUUGAGCAGCGCGAGCACAUGUGAGACAGACGGAGCUCAGCAUGAGAGGAAGAGCUCAAAGAAGCGAGAGAAGGAGAGAGAAACAUGCAGAGGCUGCAGCGAGACCUUCCACUUCACCAAACGCAAGCACCACUGCAAGAGCUGCGGCGCGGCCGUCUGUGGGAAGUGUUCGAAGGUGUUGGAGAGCAGGAGCAUCCGUGUGUGUAAGCCGUGUUCUGAAGCACUGCAGGGAGCUGAAGGGACAGCAGGGGGCGGCGCUGAGCCCAAGAGAAAACUCGAGAAGCAGCUGUCAGUUGCUCAGUCUUCUCAACGAACAGGAAAAGUUGAGGAGCUGGACCAGGAGCUGGGCGGCCAUCACUGAAGCACAACCUCUGCUGCUUUACCAGCAAACCAGCACACAGGUCUCUCUGGCUGUGACAUGAGAAGAAAGAGUCAAAUGUGUUCAGACUGAUUCAGGAUUGUGAAUCUGAAUGGAGCUCCUGUCACAUGCUGUAAAGGGAGGAGCAAGAGCCAAUAAGAUGCUUACCCUCGCCUCUGGUCCCUCCCCUUUAUAAAGAACUCCUGUUACUUGAAAUCACUUUAUCCUCAGCACUUUUUCAUACUUUCUUUUGAAGAUCUUUUUUACCUUCCUUCACACGAUCGUUGCUCUUUCAGCAGCAGCUCAUGCCUUCAUUGUGAGAGCGACUGGCUGUCGAUGCACUGUUCCCGUCUGCUGUUCGUGUUUCGCUGGAUGGAGAUGUUGAGAAUGUCUAUAUGUUACGAUGAAUGUUUUGUUUUUUCAUUGGUUGCCUUUCAGAUGUGUUGUUAGUUAAAGCAUUAAAUCACUGUUCUUGUGAUUCACUGUCAGUUCGAACCUUCAUGCACCCCUUUUGUUUAUUCUUUCUGAUUUUAAAAGAUGAAAUCCUUAAAAUACAAGUAAACUGAAGAGUCACGCUGAACUGAAGCAGAGCAAAAAGUCAUAUUUCACUCGAAGCAACAGGAAGAAAUAAUAUUUGCAUUAAAAAAGAAGCCUGUUUUUUGCAUUCUGCUAUUAUUUUCAUGAUAAUUAAGCACAUUUCACCCCAAAUUCACAUUAUUAUUAUUAUUAUUAUACACAAGAUAAGUUAUGAUAUAUUUCACUUGUGUAGUGUUCACACAUUUUGGUAGAAUUUUAAUUUCAUACAUAAUUGGUCAUAUGUUUUUUUUUUUUUUUUUUUUUAAGUACAUUAUUUCAAUUUUUAUAGUAAUGCGAAUCACCACUGGGCAUGCGUUUUUGCAAAAUUCACCCACGAUUUCACAAGACAAGUGUGUUCAUGAACUCUUCUAAAGUCUUUGGUAAGCAUGAACAUUCAUGGUCUGUUGCUUCCUCAAACUGUGUUGCGCAAACGAGAGAUGGUUUUCACUGUCUUUCGUGAGGAUCCCCAGCUUCAUUGUUUAAGGGCAGAUUCCUGUGGCAGGCCACUCAAUAUUACACCCUUCUGUAGAACAUUUGCUAUUUUAAUGCUCGAGGGGAAACUGUUCCCUCUUGUGUGAAUUUUAAGAUAAAGGUUUGGAUGAGAGGACUAGGUUAAGAAUGUCUCUUCAUACUCUCACCAAAGGCACACUUCUCUUUUGUAUGCACCAAUAUUGUGAUUGCAACAGAAGUACUGUACAUGGUCAAUAUGUAAUUAAUGAUGUAAACAUUGCAUUUGCUUCCCUUUUAAUAUUGUUUGAACCCUUGAAACAGAACCAGUAUUAUUAAAAGCAUUUUAUGUGUACAAAAGGUGUCUUAUAGCAUAUCAAUGAAUAAAAGAGUAUCUGGUC